AUGUUUAAAAAUAGUCCGGGGGCCAGAACCCCCUCCUCCUUCACCCCCGCGGGGCCAGCACCUGGCCAGCAGUGCUCGCUGCUCUUCUCUGAACCACAGUUCGAUAACCGAUGUGGCACUGCUUUUAGACGUUUGUGUUUGUGUGGCGAGGUUGACAUCCUCGACCUCCUGAUCGACGCCGGAGGAGACCCCAGCACCCCUGACAUCCACGGAGCCUACCCCCUUCACUACGCUGCCCAGAUGUGUGGCCCCAACAGUGAGAUGGGCAACGACGUGCGGGUGGGGCUGAUGGUCCUCCGCAAGCUGCUUCAGCGAGGCGUCGACGUCUCCGUCACCGACCACGACGGACGCCAGCCGCUCCUCUGGGCCGCCAGCGCCGGCAGCGCGGACGCCAUCCUCGCCCUCGUCAACGCCGGCGGCAGUGUCAGCGCUGAGGACAAGGACGGCCUCACAGCGCUGCACUGUGCUGCCUCUCGUGGCCACCUGGACUGCCUGGACUGCCUCGUCAACUUCUGUGGGGCGGAGGUGGACACCCUGGACUCGAACGGGUGCACUCCGCUCUUCUACGCCGUGACCCUUGGGCACGCCGACUGCACCCAGCUGCUGCUCCACCACGGCGCCCACCCAGACAAGCAGGACCGCAAGGGCCGCACGCCGGCCCACUGUGGGGCAGCUAAGGGCCAGCUGGAGACGCUCAAGUUGCUGCACCGGAAGGGGGCCGACCUGUGGAAGCGCAACGUCAAGGGCGACCUUCCCCUCCACGAGGCCUGCCAGUCAGGCCGUAAGGACCUUGUCUUGUGGCUACUGUCCAUGAAGCCGGACACCGUCAACGCUCCCAAUUUGGACGGUCGCUGCCCAUUGCAUAUAGCGGCCAUCAACAACAACAUUGAGAUGUGCAAGAUUCUCAUGGACAAGCAGGCAGCGGUCAACCCCAUCAUGAGGAACUCGCGGGGGCAGUUGCUGACGCCGCUGGACGCCGCCAUCGCCCGCAGCAACCGUGGCUGUGCCAAGUACCUCCAGCUGCACGGUGGUGUCGCCGCCUCCAAGCUGACGGACAAGCACGCGCUACAGAAGGCCAUGCAGAGAGCCCUGGAGACGAGUGAACAGGGAAGGACAGGUGUCACCCCUGGCGAGUACACAGGAGACGAACUGAUGAGCUCCUCCGCCUCCUCUGUCCUCAAGUCUAACAUGUCUACCAUGACGGCUUCCCCGGUCAACAUCGAGGCGCAAACGGACACCGGCGACUAUAAAGAAGGAAAAGAGGGAGAGAAGCUGCUCCAUAAGGAUGCGCAGACCGGGACAUCCGAAGUCAACAUCAGGAAGCUGGUGCUGGAGGAGGAGGCAGCGGAGCUGGCCAAGAGGCAGGCGGAGCAGAGGAUAGCAGAGGAGAGGGAUGAGGGAGACGAAGUGGAGGAUGAGCAACAGGAAGCGGCCAAGGGCUCUGUGAAAAAAGAGGAUUCACAACUGGAAGGAAGAGAAGCAGCAGACGGAGAUGAGAUCCAAGAGGGCAAGAACAGAAGCUCUGCGGCUGGUGGAGGGCCGGGGGACGGAGCUGAGGAGAUAGAAGAGAAAGAUGGAGAGAGCACAAAGGCAAGUAGAAGAGGAUCGGAGAGUGCAGAAAACACAGUAGAUGGUAACAACAGAGAAAAUGAAGAACAGAGAAAGAAAGAUAGUGCGGCGACUAAGCAGGAAGAAACUCUUCAGAAUACAUCCCUAAGAAGCACAAGCGAAGGAGUUGAAGAGCAUGCCAAAAGUGAAGCGGGUGAGCAGGGUGCCACCAUUGAUGGGGGUGAGCAGGGUGCCACCAUUGAUGGGGGUGAGCCGGGUGCCAUCAUUGAUGGUGGUGAGCAGGGUGCCACCAUUGAUGGUGGUGAGCAGGGUGCCACCAUUGAUAAGGGUGAGCAGGGUAUUACCAUUGAUGGUGGUGAGCAGGGUGCUACCAUUGAUGGGGGUGAGCAAAGUGCCACCAUUGAUGGGGGUGAGCAGAGUGCCACCAUUGAUGGGGGUGAGCAGGGUGCCACCAUUGAUGGGGGUGAGCAGGGUGCUACCAUUGAUGGUGGUGAACAGGGUGCUACCAUUGAUGGGGGUGAGCAAAGUGCCACCAUUGAUGGGGGUGAGCAGGAUGUCACCAUUGAUGGGGGUGAGCAGAGUGCCACCAUUGAUGGGGAUGAGGAGGGUGCCACCAUUGAUGGUGGUGAGCAGCGUGCCACCAUUGAUGAGGGUGUGCAGAGUGCCAGUGGUGAAGAGGCUGGACAGGGUGCCAGUAGUGAAGACACCAAAGACAAAGAGGAGACCAAUGAAAAUGAAAAUAACAAAAAGAUCUCAUCAAGAAAGAAGUCUAAGAAAGCACUGAAUAAAAGAAGUAGAGAAGGAGAAGCAGGAAAAAACAUUGUGAAUGAAGAAGAAACGGAAGAGAAGCGUCCAGAAGAGGAGACAGGAGGGAAAGAGGGAUGGGAAGAAGAUGCCACGGGCAGCACCUCUGCCAACCAUUCAGGUGCGGGCAGUGAUGAAGAAGAGCUAGGAGAGCAGGAGAAAGGCAGUUCAGAGAUGGACGAAGGUGUCGAAAAUGGGAAGGAGAAUGACGAAGGCAGCAGCAGCAAAGCUAUGAUAAAGUCUUCUGUCAGGAGCAAGAAAGGCGAGGGCAGCACUAAAACAAGUACGCUCAACGCGAAAGGUAAAUCCAAUCAGGCCACUAAAGGUAGCAAAGGAAAUAGUAAGCAACAAAAUAAUGCAAAAAAUACGAAAGGAAGCACCCGUAAAGUUGGUGUUAUAAAGAGAGCAGGCAAGGGACGGACCGUGGACGGCAGCCGAGAAAAGGGAACCAGUGGGGCAGCUGGGAAGAAGACAGCCUCCAGCGAUGCCUACAACCCAGGGUCCUCCACGGAAGAGGGCCAAGAAGGGAACUCCAAAAGUAGAAAGAACAAAUUAUUAGAAACUGGAGAAAUAACAAACGACGAUGAUGGAGAGGAUGAGGAGAGUGGAGAAGCUGAAAGUGAGAAUGUGGAAAGCGAUGGGAGACAGUUUGAUGGUGUAGACGAAGGCGGAGACAAGGUGACAAAUGAGAACUAUGAUAACUUUGGUGGAAGUGGCGAGGCAGGGGAUGAAGGACUGGAAGGUGAGGACGAAGACGGAGAGACAGUUCAACCCCGUGUCAGGGCAGCUGGGUCACGAGUUCGUCCGAAGUCAGCUAUUCGUCCAGGAAUUCUCAGCACCAAGGCAGGAAGUAGAAAGGGAGGCGCUGGUAAGUCAAAACAAGUGAGCAGCAAAACUCGAUCGAAGAAUGAGAGUCGUGCGCAGAGAAGGAACUUGACCCGCCGUGUGAGUAUCUCUGAGAACCCGCUUCGCGUGGGUGGCCAACGCGACGACACGCAUGGCGAGGGCGCAGAAGGAGCUCCCAUGACUGCCUUGGAGGAGCGAACUCAUGAGAUGAUGCUGAGGACGAGCGGACGAGAAUUCCUGACGGUGGAUGCUGCGCCUCCUCAGCUGUCCUCGCCGAGUUCGAUUCACGGCAGGGACACCGGCGACUCAGGCUACAAGGAGUCCGGCCUCAGCGACACCCUUGGCGCCGAGCAGGACUCUGACGUCUACGACCAGACGGACCCAGAGCGCCAAACUGACGACGAGGAUCCCCAGAAGACCUCCAGGAAGAAAACCAAGACGAGACGGAGGAGAAACAAACAGCGGGAGGGACAUGGAGGCCCGGCUGGGGACAAGGACGAAGACUAUGAUGGCGUUGAUGGCGAAGACGAAGAGGACAACAGACGACUCCGCAGAAGACGCGACGCCAAAAAUUGGCAGGAGGACACCGGAGGAGGAAGAGGUGGAGACAAAGGGAGAGAAAGCGGGAAAGGAAGUGCUCGAGGAGGAAUCGACGACGAUAUUCCUGCCACCACAGAAGGAGACGACUACGACGACGCUGACGAGGACGCCCUGGACAAGCUUGGGGUGCCGACCCACAGGCGUCCCGGGGUCAGAAGGGGUCAGGUCAGCAGCGGGGCACUCAGCGGAGGACCCAAGAAGGUGGAGAACAUGGAGUCUAACCUGAGACGACGAGCGAGGAAAGCGGCCUCUCCCUCCACCGAAGUCUCCAUCACCCAGGCUAUGCAGAACGCCAUGCGCAAGUACGCGCUGGAGAGGCGGCUGUUCCAGCAGCUGCUGGAGCUCAAGCGCAUCCAGAUUCGGAACACUCGCGCCAACGAACAUGUGAUGAUCAAGCGGAUGGUGGACGCCUUCCAGAAGGAGGGCCACCUGCUGGGCAUCCGCGGCUACGGUGGACCCUACAACUUCAACAGUUACGAGAAGUACCUCUACGACCAGCUGAGGUACCUACAGAGCUCUCAAAGCACCAAGAUCCCGGCCUUCCGACCCACGGACGACGUCGACAGGCUAAGUCGGGCCAUCCGGCGUGCAGAGUUACGUGAGUUACCGGAGCCCCUCAUGACUUCUCGAGACGCCAGCGUCUGUAAUCAUACCACGCACCGCUGCCACCACGCCGCCCACGCCUACACCGGCGUACCCUGCGCCGCCUACAUUGGGUACCGAGGGAGGAAGAGGGCUCCUGUCACCAGCACCAACACUAAGCAGGUGUCGUUGCCCAGGAUUGCUGGCACCUCCAACACCAGCAGCGGCGGCGGCGGCACCUUGGCGGGCUCUCCACGACCCGCUCACGACACCGUCCAGACCUGGAGCAAGCCGGGAGAACCCGUUGGCUUGAGGAACUACGACCCGAAGAAGCCUCUCACCGUCGAGCUCCAGCACGGCCUGGCGCGUCAGCAGAUCAUCCUCCCGACGGAGACCCUCGACAAGAACAAGAAGUAUCACCUCACCUUCAGCAUCAAGCCUUCCACACCCGUGCCAGGGCAACAGCAGUCAACGAGAGAGAGCGUCACUGGGUCCCCGGAGCGUUCAGCCUCCGCCCCAGAGACACUCAACUCUGAGGGAACGGCUGAAGAGCCUCGCCAGGAGCUUCACUCAGCUCCGCCUGAGGGCAGGACUGAACCCUGAACCACCCCGAGGACGACACCAGGCCCAUCACUCACCGAACCGCAGCUUGAAGCAGAGGAAGGACGCAACCUAAUGGUUGAACCCCCUGAGGUCUAAACCCCUAAUGGUUGAAAUCUGAGGUCUGAGAUACACCAAUGAACCUCCAGAUUCCCGCCAGGUGUUCGACUCGUAAAAGCUCGACUAAAUUAUCAGCAAUAAGUCAGAGUCAAUACCUGAACCUUCUCUAGAAAGGUCGAACUUACACCUUAAUCAGACAAGGAAGCUUUUAAUAAAUCAGCAUGAACUCGUGGGUUAACCAAUUCACUUCAUUCAAUUUGACGAGGUGAAUUUCGUGUAGUUCAGAAGACUAUGCCUGGGAUCGUAAACAAGAAGCGAGAAGUCACAGUAAAUAAGUUCAAUCGUUAUUAUCACAGGUUGCAUAUAUUAUUUCGUUUUAUCAGGGACAGGAAGCCUGGUUUAUAUGAAAGGAAUCUCUCUAAAUGGGAGAAGAUGUUGCGCUGAACAUCUCCAAACAAACCAAACCAAAUCACACAACAAACCCAAAGAUCAAGUGUCAUAUUUGUCUAUUUGUAUUUUUUGACAAGUCCGUUUUCGAACUAAACAAUUUAAUCCAAACAAACUCAUUAAAGAAAAAACGAAAUAUGAAAAUUAGAAAAACCAUUAAUAAAAUUCAAAACCAAACUUAACAUAGCAUGAGCUAGGCCUAACAUAACCCAACCUAAGACUGUAAUGUAAGUCUUGAUAAUGUUACAUUUGAGCAAGUUACGUUAGCGUAGAGUUGGUGUUCAUAUUUUUCCCCAUCCUGAUUCUUCAAAGGUCGUAGAGCGACGGCCUCGCUUCAUGCAGGUCGGCGUUCAAUCCCCCGACUGUCCAAGUGGUUGGACACCAUUCCUUUCCCCCGUCCCAUCCUAAAUCAUUAUCCUGACCCCUUCCAAGUGCUAUAUAGUCGUAAUGGCUUGGCGCUUUCUCCUUCUUCCUUCUACAAAGGUGGCUGUUUCAGAUUCCCAGUUUAAUGUGUUACACAUAUUUAUUUUAUUACUAUAUUAUUGAGCUCGAAAUUUGACUUUUCAAUAUAUACAUACAGACACAGCACUGUCUUGGGGAUGUGUUGUAGUUAAGAGUUAAUAAUCAACGACUCGAGACAACAAGUCAAUGAGGUGAAGUCGCUGUCUUAAUGACCAAGUCUUCGCACUCCGCACUUGGAGAUCACACUCCCUGAAGACAUCACACGCCCUGAAGACAUCACACUCCCUGAAGACAUCACACGCCCUGAAGACAUCACACGCCCUGAAGACAUCACACGCCCUGAAGACAUCACACGCCCUGAAGACAUCACACGCCCUGAAGACAUCACACGCCCUGAAGACAUCACACGCCCUGAAGACAAAACAUCAUAUACUAAAGAAAUUAGUAUUGAAAGAGAGCGGGAGUUUGGUACCCAUGUAACAGUCAAUAUCUGUGACACAACAUGAGGCUGUAACAGUGCCUGUGGCACCAUGUAACACAGCUAAUAUUUGUGACAGUGUUUUACAUGUCAACGUAAUUAUACGAGUUUUAUGUCAUUUUUAACUUCUCACCUGUAAAAACAUUUAACUUUAUGUAAUUAUAAAUUGAGUUUCAAUGUGCUAACAUGACUGACAUUGCUACCACAUGAAAAUUUAUUUCUAUCGGUGUUUACGAAUGUGUUGUAUAAAAGCCUCAACGUGUAGCACACACACGGAGGUAAUAACGCACUUAGUACUCUUGGUGUUUAAAUAAUUCAUAUUCAAUAUAAUUAACUUUCGUUUUCAUUUAAUAAAAUUUUUAAUAUAGACUUGAGGAGAGACAUUCAUGGGUGACCUGAGGCUACAACACACUCGCUCGGGUAACUGUGUAUGUUGCUCCUUAGUGUUGUAUAUGUGGUGUCCUCGGGUACAGUCUUUGUACUGCCUUAGUCUUUAUUGAUGAGCAGAUAACCAUUGUUUGUUAUCUUGAUCCAAGUACCAGGGGUCUCUGUUGACAAGUGAACAUCCUCUGUCAAAAAGAUCUAAAAAGAAACAACGUACUUUGAUACUGAUAUCUUCCUUACAGCAGACAUAUCAAUGGAUAAGAUGGCGUUUCUAAUGUAUGAGUGUGAGAGGAGUCCCGUUAAGAGAGCACAAUUGUGUAGUGUGUUUCAGAUCACGGACUUCAUGAGCAACAAGAGCUAAGGAAAUCUCAUGGCUCUCUAUUAUCGAAUUUGUUACACUUAUUUUUAGUUCCAGGCUCUUUAUUUAAGAAUACGUUUUUAUCUUGUUUAUUCACGAGUACAUUUAUAUAUCUCAUUUAUUUAUUAAUGUCAUUUAUUGUCACUGAAGAACUACGAACGUGAGAUGUGUACAUUCUAAUCUUCGGGACUUUCGACUGGUCAACUUCUGACGGCUGCUCUGUGUAUCUGACCAAUACCGUCUACAUCUGGCAACUGCUGUAUACACCUGGCUAUUGCUGUGGACUGCUGAACAUAGCCUGCUGCUAGCUGCUAUGUUCACCUAACUGCUGAUGUGUGUACAUCAGGCUGCUGCUGCUGCUAUGUUCACCUAACUGCUGAUGCGUGUACAUCAGGCUGCUGCUGCUGCUGUGUACACAUAAAUAAAACUAUGUACACCUGACUGCUACAACCCGAAUUUCCUCUUCAAACUUCCUGACAUCGAUAAAUUUGUAAAAAAAGAAAUCAAAAUCUCUUGUAACCGUUGAAUUAAUACCGCUGCUAUCGUGAGUGUGUCAAAACCACUUGAAGUAUUAAAGCCUUCGAAUGUCUGGCUGCGACAAAUUUCCAAGUCUCAGCAGUUUUUCUUAGUUAUCCCUCUAAGAUGCGUCGACAGAAAAUGAGUGCAAUAUCUCAUUUCGUACAAUGGAUGUUAACUCAGAAGCGUGUGAGAUUUGUUCAGUACUUACAUUCGUACGUUCCUAAGUGUAAUGCAGAUCGAGGUUCACAUCCACACGAGGGUGUGGCUCGAAGUACGUCAAACUGACGUGUAGAAGCGAUUUGGACAGACAUGUGUUCAUUCCAUGUGUCCUUCCAUAAGGAUAAAGGGCAUUUUUCAGGUGGUUGUUAGUGCUCUCUUUAUAGGUAAAACUGGUUCCUUUUGGGUAGGAGGUUAUUCCAAGACCGAAGAGUGUUCAGAAAGUAAGGAAGCUUCUUGGCGGGUGAGGACACUUCCCCAUGGGUAAGGAUGUUCUCCCCAAGGUGUAGGAAUUGACCCUCUGGUUAUGAAGGCUUUCACCCUUCACCCGUAGGUAAUCUCUUCUUAAUGUUUUUAUGACUCAUGUGAGUCUCAUUAUAUAUUAAACAGAUAUA
This is a messenger RNA of Procambarus clarkii (red swamp crayfish), 8320 nucleotides long. The record is from RefSeq and is a predicted model, not a curated record. Lineage: Eukaryota; Metazoa; Arthropoda; Malacostraca; Decapoda; Cambaridae.